This is a messenger RNA of Solanum dulcamara, 2497 nucleotides long. RefSeq lists its product as uncharacterized. The record is from RefSeq and is a predicted model, not a curated record. The transcript has 3 exons. The coding region runs from base 228 to 2330 and encodes 700 amino acids. Lineage: Eukaryota; Viridiplantae; Streptophyta; Magnoliopsida; Solanales; Solanaceae. Gene Ontology annotation, molecular function: protein binding.
CUUUCUUACACCGUAUUUUUCUCACAAUUUUCUUCAGCUUCUACACAGUUUGCAUCGAUCGAUCCGUCUCAUUUCUCUUCUGUUACAGGCCUCUACUUAUCGCUCAUUUCCUUUGAUCCUGCAUGUCCGAGAGAUACUUUUCUCAUCAAUUAAAAGAUAGGGCAACUCGAUGGUUAUUUUGCUGAUGUGGGCUGGUUCAAAAAGUUUUAGAAUUAGAAGCUGCAGUGAUGUCUCAAGCGGCUAGGUCCAAGUCAAAAGAUAAAAAGGUGAGUAAAGAACCACCAAAAGUUGCUUCAAAGCCUUCUAGUGCUAAUGCAGGUGCUGGGGUUUCUGCCAGUGGAUACAAUCCUCUUUUGGGGACAUUCCAAACAUUUGACACAGCUCCUGUGACUUCAAAUACUGCUCUCCACGUCAAUGGUCGUUUCAGAAACAUUGAUGAGAGAGAUGACCUUAGUGGGCACUCUCAUGGAGCUGGUGGAGAGUAUGAAACUGUAUCCAAUAAUGGCAGCUGGUCUGGUGAGGAGGACCACAAAGAGAAAACUUCUAAUCUUCCUCUUCGACAAGAGACCUUAGUUGGCUCUGAUAAUGACAAGCGGGAAAAAAUCCGUCAGAAAAAUGAGAGGAAGCAUCAACGGCAGAAGGAAAGGCGAGCACAAGAGCUGCAUGAGAAAUGUAGUGGCUAUCUCAUGUCGAGAAAGCUUGAAACACUUGCUGAGCAGCUUGUGGCUAUGGGGUUCUCCUCGGAACAGGCAACUAUGGCUCUUAUUCUGAAUGAAGGCAAAGUAGAAGAAUCAGUAGCAUGGUUAUUUGAAGGACGCAAAGAAGCAAACAAAGAUGAGGGACAAAGUGCUGAUACUGAGGGUAAUUUGAAAAUUGACAUAUCAGAAGAGUUUGCUCGUAUUGCGGACAUGGAAAUUAGAUUUAAUUGCUCCAAGCAGGACGUUGAAAGAGCAGUAGUAUCCUGUGAGGGCGAUCUUGUGAGGGCUGAAGAUAUGUUGAGAUCACAAAAGCAGGAGCCCCCCUCUGUGCUGCCCAAGCCAGAAGAAACUAGCGAUCCUCCUACUAUGGGCAAUGACAAGCUACCAAUUGGCGCCACCGAGAACUUAACAAGAGUACCUGUUAAACCUUCAUCAUCUAGUACAAUACCAGCAAAGAGAGAUGAUAAAGACUUCGGUUAUACUAAAGUUAUUGCCCCAGCAGGGCCUUCUAUGGAUCCUGGGAGCAAAAACAUACCCUUGCUGGAAGGGACUCAGCCAAAAUUGGACCAGGGCAAGGCACCUCAAGUGUCGGUACCUGUUGACAAAAGUUUUCCAAAUCCUGGAUCAAAUCCUUCUGUUUCCUUUUCUUUGUCAUCUUCUUUGCAGGUGUCACUUCCACCCGCCAAUACAGAAGCUCGUUAUGUGGCUGUUGGAAAUGAAUUGAAGCAUCUACCGAUAGGAACUGUGAGAGAACCAGUUAUAGUCGGAAAUGAAUUGAAGCAUCUACCAACAGGAACUGUGAGAGAACCAGUUAUAGUCAUGCAACGACCCGAGUCUGUCAAUGCCAGGCCCACUCCCACCUCAAAUGUAAGCUCAUCUCUUCCAGGAACAGCAGCACCGUUUUUUCCUAGAAAUAUUGUUGGAACAGUGACACCCAAUGGUAUGAUUCCACAUAUACCUGGCACAAGAAGCUUUAGCAUGAAUGGUGUCAGCACUAACCACCAAUUGUACAACCAACUUCAUUAUCAGCAGCACCAACGGCCAGAACAAUUUGUUUCCAGCUACGGGACACUCGAACCUCCAGGAAUUAGCUGGGGAAAUAGUUUGCGGAGUCGGACAGGUGGUUCACCACAGACACAAUCAGUUGCUGCAGCUUCAUCACUCGGACUCUUCUCCGGGUGGGGCACCAAUGGUACUUAUGGUCUGCCAUCUCCUGUUGACUGGAAUACCAGUGGUGGCGCAGUUCUGCACCUAGAUUACACAAACAUAGACUGGAGUUUAGAUUACGGUUCGUCAUCAUCAGGAUCAGGUGGUGUGUGGCGAACAACGAACUCUUUAAUGCAACCCUAUGAUCCUAAAUAUGAUUCAUUUUACCGUGGAAUAGCUGCAAAGUCUACUUCAAAACCUGUUCUGCCCAAUGAGAUUGGUGUUCCAAACCCCGGGUUGCAGGAUGGAGGAGUUAGUACAGCAGAGACGUCUGCGGCUGGUGGUUCUUGUCAGCAGACGUCUGUGGCGGGUGGUUCUCGUGAGUGGACGUCGACGACGGGUGGUUCUCGUGACUGGACUUCUCCCUUUGAAGAGAGAGACCUUUUUAGCUUACCAAGGCAGAUUGUUUCUUCUCCCUCCCUGUAAAAAAAAAUAAAAAUAGGGGUAGAGGAUUUGGGUGAAUAAAAAACAAAGUGAUGAGAAAAAGAGAAUAGCAAAAUGAGCUUGUAUUUGUUGUUUAUGUAUGUUGGCUCUUAUGAUGCAAUUUACCCUCUUGAUAUUGUGAAAAAAUAGCAUGCAGUUGUUUGGUUUAA